CGAGUCAACCCUUGUAAGAAAAUGUCCCCAAACAGAAGGAUUCCGAGGUUCUUUUAAGGGUCUCUCUGCUGGUUCGAUGACAGUGAAGCGAGGUCGGCAGUCGCCGGCGCAGCUCAGCUAAGACAGUUGAGGAAAUUUUCCAGUGGCAAUCGGUAGCGAUUGGGCGAUAUUAUGGAGUCGGGGGGUGAUUGAUUCCUCUGAUUGGGCAGAACAGACUUUCCGAACUUGACCGACCACGCCGCGUGCACAUGCGCAAGAAGGAAAUCGCUGACGGGCUCAGUUAUACCAGCGCUCUCAUUGGCAAUUGCUGUUCUAUCUCAGGUUCUAGUCCCCAACACCCGACCUUUAUUAUCUUUUCCCUCCCCAACUUCCAUCUUGUCUUACUCUGCUCCUUCAGAUCCUCUCGAUACCCCUUGUCUUACUGUUCGUGAUUUGCGUUGUUUCAUCUUCCAAUCGUCAUCCUUCCGACCUGUCCCGCCAUCACAAGGACCCCCAGUUGACCGUUGAAUUUUUGGCCACCUUACGCCCGAGGCCCGCCAUCUGCUUCGCCCUGAAACUUUCGCUCUUCAUCCCUACAAAACCAACCAUCUUCUGUCCAAAACACCAUCAGCCGUAAUCGCCAUCAUGUCUUUCUCCAGCCUUGUUCAGGACUUGAGCCUUCGCGACUCCAAUGGCGCUCGCCGCCCUCAGAUCCCCGGUCCCCGCUCAUCCGUCUCGACUCUCGAUGACCGAGCUUCACACGUCUCGCGUGCUAUGUCCUACACCAGCACUGCUGCCACCAGCGUUAGCAUUUCCGGCGACAUUUCAAGCCAGCUUCAUGGUGGUUACUUCCACCCUCUGGCCCGGUCAUGGCAGGCCGAGCGCCAACUCACAAAGUCCAUGCUCAUCUACCCUCUCUUCGUCACCGACGGCGAAGGCGACAUGAUUCUCGUCCCUUCUCUGCCCGGCCAGCACCAGCUCAGCUGUGACAAGCUGAUUCCCUUCCUCGAGCCCCUCGUUCAUAAGGGCCUCCGCUCUGUUAUGCUCUUUGGUGUCCCCAUGCAAACUGGUACAAAGGACGCUCUGGGUACCGCCGCCGACGACCCCGAAGGACCUGUCAUCAAGGCCAUUCAAAUCAUUCGCCGCCGUUUCCCUCAGCUCUUCAUCUGCUGUGAUGUCUGUCUUUGCGAGUACACUUCUCAUGGCCACUGCGGUAUUCUCCGUGAUGAUGGCAGUCUGAACAACCAGUUAUCUGUCGACCGUAUCUCUGAUGUCGCCAUCGCUUAUGCGAAGGCUGGUGCUCACUGCGUAGCUCCUUCAGACAUGAACGACGGCCGCAUUCGCGCCAUCAAGCUUAAACUAAUUGAGGAGGGAAUUGCCCACAAGACCGUUCUUAUGUCAUACUCAGCCAAGUUCUCAGGCUGCUUGUAUGGCCCCUUCCGAGAUGCCGCCGGCUCAGCACCUUCAUUUGGUGACCGCAAGUGCUACCAGCUUCCUCCCGGUGGUCGUGGCCUCGCACGACGUGCCAUCGUGCGAGAUAUCAAUGAGGGAGCCGAUAUUAUUAUGGUGAAGCCUGCUAGUCAGUAUCUCGACAUUAUCAGUGAUGCCAAGGAUCUGGGUAAAGAUCUUCCCGUGGCUGCAUACCAGGUCAGUGGCGAGUAUGCUAUGAUACAUGCCGGAGCCAAGGCUGGAGUCUUUGAUCUCAAGGCAAUGGCUUUCGAGUCAACAGAAGGCAUUCUUCGAGCUGGCGCUACUAUUGUGGUCAGCUACUUCACCCCUGACUUCCUCGACUGGCUCGAAAACUAGGGAUUGCAAAUUCUACAUGUGAUACAAUGAGAUUUAUCUUAGGGCGUUGGCAGGUGUUUUGGACGAAAAUGUGGGCGUUUCAUAAAUCAAGGAAGGGAACAAGGGAUUUGAUUAUAUCACAUCAAAAGGGACUAUACGAAUGGAAUCAAGAAGCGCUCGCUAAGGAAAGACAAUAUACAUACGAACUUGGUGUUAAAUCCAAUUGACUUGAUGUCACUGAUGCUUGUUCAUAUAUGACACUGAUAAACUCAGCAACUUCAACAAAUAUAGCUAGGUAAUGGGUUGACAGGACUGCAGGCUGAGUCGACGAUCAAAUACAGAUUGUAUAGCGCGGUGGGCCAUGAAAAGGAAAUGUAGCGUAUCUGUCAGGCUCUACUAAUGCCGCUGGGGUUCGGUUUUGGAUGAAUGGCAAGCACAGAUGACGUGUCGUCUGUUCAGCUCGUCUGUCAAGAUGAGGUCGGCGAGAAACUAGAUGGCUGGCAGUGAAGCGUGAUAGUGAUAGUCGUGUAGAUCACAGCACACUUUGAAACCAUGGGCAGAAGCAGGUCCACAGGGCGAUGUUUGCAAGAUUAGUAGAUGCGAGAUAGGACCUGGCAAGCUUAUAUGUUUUACGGUACGAGGUAGUGAGGAUUGGUACCUUGUGGUCAGUUAGCUACUUACGGUAUUUGGUAGACUGAAGCAGAUAUAAAAUCAUCGAUGCCGAGGUAUACAGUGCAUAACACAUCAUGCAUAGAUUCAAAAUACGGUAUCAAGACGCAACAUGAACACUGUCUAUUCGCC
Molecule: messenger RNA, 2565 nt
Organism: Fusarium odoratissimum NRRL 54006
Lineage: Eukaryota; Fungi; Ascomycota; Sordariomycetes; Hypocreales; Nectriaceae
Product: delta-aminolevulinic acid dehydratase
Exons: 2
Coding region: 625-1785 (386 amino acids)
Biological process (GO): heme biosynthetic process
Cellular component (GO): cytosol
Molecular function (GO): zinc ion binding; porphobilinogen synthase activity
Source: RefSeq, a predicted model, not a curated record